CGGAAACCGGAAGCGCCUGACGGCAGCCUUCCGGUGGUGGGAAAGUGAACCAAGCCAGAAUCAAAGCGGCGCAUCCUGAGGCAGGUGGGGGUACCUGUGGAAGAGGGAAGGCAGGCGACUGGCUAGGGCUUGGCUGGGAGGCCGGCGGAGCAGCAACUGCAGAAACAGGCAGCGGCAGAGAGGGAAUGGUGCCUGGAGGCGCCGAGGAGCCGGCGCAGUCCGUCCCUCUUAGGGUUAGUGAAUGAGGCUUUCCGCCCGGGCCGGCCCGGGGACUCUGCGCUGCGGGUCCCAAGCAUGAGUGCGGGCCCCGGCUGUGAGCCCUGCACCAAGCGACCCCGCUGGGGCGCCGCUGCAACUUCUCCGCCGGCCGCCUCGGACGCCCGGAGCUUCCCCGGCAGGCAGAGGCGCGUUCUCGAGUCCAAGGACGCUCCCGUGCAGUUCAGGGUCCCACCGUCCUCGUCAGGCUGCGUCUCGGGGCGGGCGGGACCGCGCAGAGGCAGCUCCACCUCGCUUGUUUUCAAACAAAAGACUAUUACCAGUUGGAUGGACACUAAAGGAAUCAAGACAACUGAAUCAGAAAGUUUGCAUAGUAAAGAAAACAACAAUACAACAGUAGAAUCCAUGAUGAGUUCUGUACAAAAAGAUAACUUUUAUCAACAUAAUAUGGAAAAAUUAGAAAAUGUUUCUCAGCUAAGUCUUGAUAAAUCAUCUGUUGAAAAAAGUACACAGUAUUUGAACCAGCAUCAGACUGCAGCUAUGUGUAAGUGGCAAAAUGAAGGGAAACAUACAGAGCGGCUUUUAGAAAGUGAGCCUCCGACAGUAACUCUGGUGCCAGAGCGGUUCAGUAAUGCUAACGUUGAUCAGUCACCUGGAAAUGAUGAUCACAGUGACACAGAUAGUGAGGGAAGUAGAGACAACCAACAAUUUUUGACAACUGCAAAGUUUACAAAUACAAAGCAGACCACAGAAGAUGAACGGGCCAGAGAAGCCAGAAGCCACCAGAAGUGUAGCAAGUCUUGCCAUCCUGUAGAAGACUGUGCAGGUUGUCAGCAGGAAGAGAUAGAUGUGGUGCCAGAGAGUCCCUUGUCAGACAUCAGCUCUGAGGAUGUUGGUACUGAACUGAAAAAUGCCAACAAAUUGAGUAGACAAGAGAGUAGUUUAGGAAAUUCUCCUCCUUUUGAAAAAGAAAGUGAACCUGAGUCACCAAUGGAUGUAGAUAAUUCCAAAAAUAGUUGUCAGGACUCAGAAGCAGAUGAGGAGACAAGUCCAGGUUUUGAUGAGCAAGAAGAUAGCAAUUCCUCCCAAACAGCAAGUAAACCUUCAAGGUUCCAAGCAAGAGAAGCUGACACUGAAUUGAGGAAGCGGUCCUCUUCUAAAGGAGGUGAAAUUCGUUUACAUUUUCAAUUUGAAGGAGGAGAGACUCGGAGUGGAAUGAAUGAUUUAAGUCCCAGACCACCUGGAAGUACUUCUAGCCUGAAUGUAGAAUGUAGGAAUUCCAAGCAGCAUGGGAAAAAGGAUUCUAAAAUCACAGAUCAUUUCAUGAGAAUGCCCAAAGCAGAGGACAAAAGAAAAGAACAAUGUGAAAUCAAGCAUCAAAGAACAGAAAGGAAGAUACCUAAAUACAUUCCACCUCACCUUUCUCCAGAUAAGAAAUGGCUUGGAACUCCUAUUGAGGAGAUGAGAAGAAUGCCUAGGUGUGGCAUCCGGCUGCCUCUCUUGAGGCCAUCUGCCAAUCACACAGUAACUGUUCGGGUAGACCUUUUGCGAGCCGGAGAAGUUCCUAAACCCUUUCCAACACAUUUCAAAGAUUUGUGGGACAACAAGCAUGUUAAGAUGCCUUGUUCAGAACAAAACUUGUACCCUGUGGAAGAUGAAAAUGGUGAGCGAACUGCAGGGAGCCGGUGGGAGCUCAUUCAAACUGCACUUCUCAACAAAUUCACACGACCCCAAAACCUGAAGGAUGCUAUCCUGAAAUACAAUGUGGCAUAUUCUAAGAAAUGGGACUUUACAGCUUUGGUUGAUUUCUGGGAUAAGGUACUUGAAGAAGCAGAAGCUCAACAUUUAUAUCAGUCCAUUUUACCUGAUAUGGUGAAAAUUGCACUCUGUCUGCCAAAUAUUUGCACCCAGCCAAUACCACUCCUGAAACAGAAGAUGAAUCAUUCCAUCACAAUGUCACAGGAACAGAUUGCCAGUCUUUUAGCUAAUGCUUUCUUCUGCACAUUUCCACGGCGAAAUGCUAAGAUGAAAUCCGAGUAUUCUAGCUACCCAGACAUUAACUUCAAUCGGUUGUUUGAAGGACGUUCAUCAAGGAAACCAGAGAAGCUUAAAACACUCUUCUGCUACUUUAGAAGAGUCACAGAGAAAAAACCUACUGGCUUGGUGACAUUUACAAGACAGAGUCUUGAAGAUUUUCCAGAGUGGGAAAGAUGUGAAAAACCCCUGACUCGAUUGCAUGUCACUUAUGAAGGUACCAUAGAAGGAAAUGGUCAAGGCAUGCUACAGGUGGAUUUUGCAAACCGUUUUGUUGGAGGUGGUGUAACCGGUGCAGGACUUGUGCAAGAAGAAAUCCGCUUUUUAAUCAACCCCGAGUUAAUUGUUUCACGGCUCUUCACUGAGGUGCUGGAUCACAAUGAAUGUCUUAUCAUUACAGGUACGGAACAGUACAGUGAAUACACAGGCUAUGCUGAAACGUAUCGUUGGGCCCGAAGCCAUGAAGAUGGAAGUGAAAGGGAUGCCUGGCAGCGGCGCGGCACUGAGAUCGUCGCCAUCGAUGCCCUUCACUUCAGACGCUACCUCGACCAGUUUGUGCCCGAGAAAAUCAGACGAGAGCUUAACAAGGCUUACUGUGGAUUUCUCCGUCCUGGAGUUUCUUCAGAGAAUCUUUCUGCAGUGGCCACAGGAAACUGGGGCUGUGGUGCCUUUGGUGGUGAUGCUAGAUUAAAAGCCUUAAUACAGAUAUUGGCAGCUGCUGUAGCUGAGCGUGAUGUAGUUUAUUUCACCUUUGGGGACUCAGAAUUGAUGAGAGACAUUUACAGCAUACACACUUUCCUUACUGAAAGGAAACUAACUGUUGGAGAAGUAUAUAAGCUGUUGCUCCGGUAUUACAAUGAAGAAUGCAAAAACUGUUCCACCCCUGGACCAGACAUCAAGCUUUAUCCAUUCAUAUACCAUGCUGUUGAGUUCUGUGCAGAGACCACCAACCAGCCAGGACAAAGGACUGGGGCCUGAGGAGCUGAGUAAAUAGAGAACCUCCUUCCACCUCUCACUAGAAACAUCCUGUUUGACUUGUCAGGUGUAAUAUACGAACUGACUUAACUUAAUAUGAAUGUGUAUAUAAUCCAGUUUGUGGGCAAGGAUGCAAUCCCUUCCACACACAUGCAGUUGUCAUGUAAGCCCCCUCCAUCCUAACUUACACAGGCUUAAAUAUAUUUUGUUUGCAUUUUUUCUAUUUCAGUCUUCAUCCUUCGGUUUUUCUUUCUUUUGCCCUUCAGAUUUCCUGUGAAAUCCCAUGAAAGGUUGUGCUCAGCCUGUCAGAUCUCUUUUUUGAUGCCUAUAUAUUAUGCACAUUGCCUCUGCAGCUAGCAGAUGCCAGGGAUGCCAGGGAAGAAGUUGAAAACAAAGAACUUUUUAACUGGGUUUGCUAAAGAUUUCCCUGUAAGCCUUUCACCCCCAACUCUUGUUAUGAUUGUGUUGUUUGAGUUUUGAAUUUUGAAAAUAAAGAGUUGAGGAUUUUUUUCAGACGUUACAUAAUGCACAUCUCCUAGGUUAAAACGAUUUUGUAUUUCAGACAGAAUAAUUUCCAGAUACAGUUCUUUUAAGACAGCACCUUGAUCUAUAAUGGUUUCUCAGUCCCUUCUUCCCUGAUCAAUUUUUAUUAAUACUGUUUUUGGAAACUGACCAAAAUGGAAGGAAAUGUAUAAUAAAAGAGUUUCCCCAAAUGGUGUUUUUUUAAAAAAAAGAAAAGAUGCAAGAGAGUUGCAGGAUCUCUCGUUUCUUGGGAUUUUUUUUGUUUGUUUUCAAAUUAGAAUUAUUGUUUGUUUUAUGGUGCUUGAGGCAUAUUCAUAUAACCAAAGUUUAGGAACUGGGAACUCAUGCUGAUUUGUACAUAUUGAAGUUUCUCUGGUAUUCAAAGGUUAUAUAGUCAAUAAAUUUUAAUUAACAAAUCAUUUGUCAGAAACUCCCACAUCAUCUAUAUUUUAUCUAUAAAUAUAAAUAUAUGUUCUUUAAGUGUGUCUGUGUGCAAGCACAUAAAAUCCAAAAAAAACUGGAGUUAUGGAAAAUGAUUAGAUUUAGGUUUAA
Molecule: messenger RNA, 4299 nt
Organism: Leptonychotes weddellii (Weddell seal)
Lineage: Eukaryota; Metazoa; Chordata; Mammalia; Carnivora; Phocidae
Source: RefSeq, a predicted model, not a curated record